GCGAUAAAAGCGGCAGGUCGCUCACCUGCCGGGAGUGAAGGCUGAGAGAGAGAGAGAGGCAGAGGCAGGCGGAGGACGGAAGGGAGAAGGGAGAAGGGGCGCCGCUGCUGGGACGCCGGUCGGGAAGGAACUUCAGGGCAAACUUCAGCGCGGAGGAUGCGCCAGGCACCGGGGGCAUUGGCCCUGCUGCUCCUGCUGGCCGUGGAGGCGUCCUCGUCGGGCUACGAGGUCGAGCACAAUGACUCGGUCAGCGGCCCCAGGAAGGCCAGGCUGGCCGCCCAGACCUCAGCAGAUGUGGUCCGGUGUUUGAUCAGUGCCCUCCAGGUGGGCUGUGAGAUUUUUGCUUGCCUGGAAAAUGCCACGUGCGAAACGGGCGGCAUGUACGACAUAUGCAAAUCCUUCCUGUACAGUGCUGCUAAAUUCGACACUCAGGGGAAAGGCUUUGUCAAGGAGAGCUUGAAGUGCAUCGCAAGUGGCAUCACGUCCAAGGUGUUCCUUGCUGUUCGGAGAUGCUCUACGUUUCAGCGCUUGAUUUCAGAAGUGCAGCAGGAAUGUUACAAGAAGCUGGACAUCUGCAAUGUUGCCAGAAGGAACCCAGAAGCCAUGGCAGAAGUAGUCCAGCUUCCAGACUAUUUCUCUAACAGGUAUUAUAACAAGCUCUUGAAAAGCUUAUUGGAAUGUGAUGAAGAGACGGUGAGGACCGUAAAGGCCAGCCUCAUGGCCAAAAUUGGACCAGACAUGGCCAGCCUUUUCAAUACACUGCAGACGGAUCACUGUGCCCGAAUCCAGCCGAGAGCAGACUUCAGCCGGAGGCGCAUCGCCGAGCCCCAGAAGCUCAAAAUCUACUUCAGGAAUCUCCAAGGCGAGGGCCUGGCUCAACCCCAUAUGAAGCGUACUUCUUCAGAAAGCGUGUGAUAGUCACGAAAGCGUAGGGAAUCCAAGCUCUACCAAAGUUGGAAAAUUAUUCCUUUGGUUUUGUUUUUCUUUAGCAUUCACAACAUGCCAGAAAAUGUACUGUAACUGAUUCUGAAGGACACUGAGCCAGUCUAUACAUCCAUUCAACAAAGCACUUCCAUGCGGUCCAGUCCUUUUGGGAUUGCUACAAAUCACAAUUGCGGGGAAUAGCGGAGACCUGACAAAGCCACCUCUGAGUAUUCCUUACCUAAAUCUAUGAAAUUGAUUGGUUAACUGUGUCAACAGGCAACUUAACGUAUUUAGCAUCCUGUAACAACAAACCUGAAUCUAUCUGAACAUUCCUUUUAAACCUAGUCUCUGAGACAAUACCAUUGCAACCUAUUUCAGUCACCCAAUUUGACAGGGACUUUUUGAAUGGCCCCAUUAGCCUGGAAUUCUGGAAAUCUGAACUGCAUGCUUGGUAUGAAUGUAUAGACUGGUUCCUGGAAACUAGUUUUAGGUUUUUAAAUUUCUAUUUCCAGCCCCUGCUCUUCAGGUUUCUGGUUAGGGAACAAAUCUUCCUCAAAUGGAAGCACUCUUUUUGUCUUUCCUGCCUCUCUCUCUGCACAGAAAUCCAGUCAAUCGGUGGCUUGUCACAGAAAAAGCCGUAAAGCACUUCUCCAGUAAACACCAAACUUUCUCUGUCCCGUACUUUGAAAGCCAUUGCGAUUUGACCAUUCGUAGAGCUGUAAUGUUCCUAAUCCUUGAUCGAUCCAAAAAUGCAUUUGUUGCACAUCAUCGGUAUGUCUGGAGCUUGUGUUACGACUAUGGUGGCUGGAGAGAAAUAAGAAAAAAUAUGGACCCGUGGUCCUAAAGCUGUGGUCUUAAUUUUCUCAGGUCUGAGAGUCCCUUAAAUGCAUGCUUUAAACCAGGUAAUGGAAAUUUGCCCAUUAUAGUUACGGCCUAAGAAGCUUGUGAUCAUGCUCCUUAUUCUCCAUUUGAAUGAAGAUCACCCUCAAUAUGUUUCUUGAGUCAACAAUUUUGAUUUUUAGAUCAUUUUCUUUUCUGUUCUCUCCUUCCAAAAGUGAGUCAUUUUGCCAAACAUUUUUCUUCUUUUUCCUGGGGGCAGCUGACGUUUUCUCCUGUCAAUGCCCUAAAAUGACAGUAGAUCCAGGGCUUUGCAGGAGGAGGCAGUUUGGCUGCUGGUCUCCUUUGUUGCAGUUACUGUUGCCACUGCUGCCUCUAUUUAUAGCAGAACUGCAUUGCUAUCCUUGCGAAUGGAAAAUUCCACUUCCCAACAUGAAUGUAGGCAAGGUUGCACAUGACUGAAUGCUCUUCCGUGCAUGCAUCCAGUCAAUGUCAACAAAUUCCCGAACUUUGAAGUUGGUAUUCAACUCAGGUACAAAGCAUUGUGUUGAUGCUCUUGCUUUCUUGGUAGUAUCUAUGGAAGAGUGUAUUGUCGGAGGCUUUCUUGGCUGGAAUCACUGGGUUGCUGUGAGUUUUCUGGGCUGUAUAGCCAUGAUCCAGAAGCAUUCUCUCCUGACAUUUCACUGACAUUUUUAUUUAUUUACAGUAUUUAUAUUCUGCCUUUCUCACCCCGAAGGGGACUCAGGGUGGAUCACAUUGUACACAUAUAGGCAAACAUUCAAUGCCAUAUAACAUAAAACAGAGACAGACGCAGAGGCGAUUUAAACCUUCUCCAACUUCCUGAGGGUAUGCUUGAUUCCAGCCACAGGGGGAGCAGUUGCUUCAUCAUCCACUGUGAUGGCACUUCCUCAUUCCAACAGCGGCUGGAUGAUUUUUAUGGUGUCGUAAAUUAGCCUCCCCACAUAUAAGUGGUACCUACAUUUCCUACUUGAUAGAUGCAACUAUCUUUCGGGUUGCAUAGGUCAGCAACGAGCAGGGGCUAUAUUUUAUUUGUAAUUGUCGGGUGCUCACCCCGACAUGGGCUGGCCUCAAAUUUAUGACCUCUUGGUCAGAGUGAUUUAUUGCAGCUGGCUGCUAACCAGCCUGCGCCACAACCCGGCCCCUAUCAUCUAUAGGCUUGACAUCUAUAAUAGGCAUCCAACAGACCCCACAACCUCUGAAGAUGUCUGCCAUAGAUGUGGGCAAAACAUCAGGAGAGGAUGCUCCAUGAACAUGGCCCAAAAAACCCACAGCAACCAUAUGGAAGAGUGUCCAUUCAGUCAUGGUAGCACUUACCUGCAGUUUGAAUUGAGAAUGCCAGUAUGAGGUUUAUUCCAUUUUUAUAUGGUUCCUUCUUUGUGGUAGGGAAAAGUAUUCCAUGUCUAGCUAAGCAUGAUGGGUGUUACAAUGAAAUGCAUCCCAAGGGAACCAUGUUGGAAAAGUCCACCCCAUUUAGAGGUGACUCCAGCUGUUGGAUAGCUAUUGCAUGACUUCUGUCCAAGCAAAUAAUCUUACGUACUGUAUCUCCACUUAAAGCUUUAAAGCAAAGAACCUUGAUCAAAAGCAUACGUUGUCUUAAGGAUAGGAUCUCAAGUCAUGUUCUGUUGUGUAAACAGGACCAUGUUUGUAGUGUACAUAACUUCCAGCAGUGCCUGGGGUCUUGAAGUGGCACAACAUAAUUUUGUUGCUUACAUGUUAACUUUAUUAUGUAUGGCUUCAUGUUGUAGGGUUUUGUUUGCCUAAGAAGAGUCGAAUUAGUGAAAGAUUGCAUCUACUAAAAGCACAGUAAGGUAUUAGGUCAGGAAUGGUGGACCAAAGUCCUAUCAAUGUUGCUGGCCUCUAGAUCACAUCAUUCUCAAUCUUUGGUCCAAUCUGUUUUGUCGAAGGCUUUCAUGGCUAGAAUCACUGGGUUACUGUGAGUUUUCUGGGAUGUCUGGCCAUGUUUAAGAAGCAUUCUUUCCUGGCGUUUCGCCCACAUCUAUGGCAGGCAUCCUCAGAGGUUGUGAGGUCUGUUGGAAACUAGCUAAGUGAGGUUUAUAAAUAUGUGGAAAGUCCAGAAUAACUCUUGUCUGUUUGAGACAAGUGUGAAUGUUGCAAUUGAUCACUUUGAGUAGCAUUGAAUGACCUUCCUGGCUGCUUCCUGCCUGAGGGGAUCCUUUGUUUGGAAGUGUUAGCUGGCCCUAAUUGUUUCAUGUCUGGAAUUGCCCUGUUUUCAGAGUGUUGUUCUUUACUUACUGUCCUGAUUUUAGAGUAUUGUGAUAUAGGUAAUACUCAGACUACAAGAGAAGCCACUGAAAUCCACAAGCAUGUGGACAAAUUCAACAGGAAUAAGGAAAUAAUGAAAAUGAACAAAAUCUGGCUACCAGUAUUAAAAACAUGAAACAAUCGGCCAGUUAACACCUCCCAACAAAAGAUUCCUUCAGGCAGGAAGCGGCCAGGCUUUGAAUCUGUAAGAUCAAUCAAUGCACAUCAAGCAGGCCAAUUGCAACAUUCACACUUACAGUAGAUUCUCACUUAUUCAAGCUAAACAGGCCGGCAGAACCUUGGAUAAGCAAUUAUCUUGGAUAAUAAGGAGGGAUUAAGGAAAAGCCUAUUAAACAUCAAAUUAGGUUAUGAUUUUACAAAUUAAGCACCAAAACAUCAUGUUAUACAACAAAUUUGGCAGAAAAGUAGUUCAAUGUGCAGUAAUGCUAUGUAGUAAUUACUGUAUUUACGAAUUUAGCACCAAAAUAUCACGAUGUAUUGAAAACAUUGACUACAAAAAUGUAUUGGAUAAUUCAGAACCUUGGAUAAGCGAGUCUUGGAUAAGUGAGACUCUACUGUACCUCAAACAGACAAGAGUUCUUUCUUCCAACUUGGACUUUCCAAAGAGAUAUAAACCCCACUUGUCUAGUUUCCAACAGAAAACCUCUGAGGAUGCCUGCCAUAGAUGUGGGUGAAACGCCAGGAGAGAAUGUUUCUGGAAGAUGGCCAUACAGCCUGGAAAACUCACAGCAACCCUUUGGUCCAACUGUUGGGGCCGGUGCUAGAAACCGAAGUCCAGACUUGUGUGGAGUGCUGCAGACUCUUCACCUGUACAUCAGAUUUCUAGUGUCCACAGAGAGUCCAAAGCUGUGAGCCCAUGGAAACUAUCUAUCGGAAGAGUGAGGAAGCUGUAGCAUCCAUUGGUUGUUUAACUAGAAGUCCUGGAAUCCAUUUCCAUUGGUUAUGCUGGGUUCGGUUGAUUAAAACUGUGCCAAAGUUUCACCAUUCUCGGCUAGCCAGACCCAUUGCACUCUAUGGGAUAUACUUCUGUGUAAAAGUCUCAGUCCCUGGAGUGAUGCCAGUCCUUGAUAUAUUUCAAGUAAAGAACGAAACAGUUGAGGAAAAACCUUGGAUGGUUCCAACAUCAAAUAGUGUGAGAAGCUCAGUUUGGAUUCUCCUUUAUUUGGCUAUAAGGCACGUGGUUAUAACAGCUAAGUAAACUGUUGGAGCAGUGCCAGUAUAACUGAAACUUGAGUUGGUGUAGAGAGAAUUGAACUGAUUUAACAUACCGCAAUUCAGAAUAUUUAUGGCUGCAGCAUUAUAAUUUCUGCAUAACAGUGCAGCCCAGUUCUAGAGAGACCUUGUUGUUUGAGCUUUAUUGAAUUAGGGAUGACACUUUGGUCAAGACUCAGGGGUUCAAGGAGAAAAGGGACGUCAGUUGACUGGUCUGUGUAAGGUUCACACACAGUCCAACAGAAAAGAGAAUCCCUUCCAUCAAAGCAUUUCAGGGCCGGUUUUUCUCCUGAUCUGUUUGUCUAAGCCAGGCCUGGGCAAACUUCGACCCUCCUGUUAGGAAUCAUGGGAGUUGAAGUCCAAUACACCUGGAGGGCCAACGUUUACCCAGGCCUAGUCUAAGCCAUGCUUCGUGGUUCCCAUGAAAAACUGGGUUUCUCAACAUGUGCACUUAGAAAAUGUUCAGGUGGAAUGUAAACUGGCGUUUUAUGCAUUGCACUUUCCAAAUAUUUUGUGUGUGUGAAGAAAUCAUUUUUCUGCUCAACUUUGAGCACUGUUUGACCAACACAUUGGAGAAUGUGUUGUCGAAGGCUUUCAUGGCCGGGAUCACAGGGUUGUUGUAUGUCUUUCGGGCUGUGUGGCCAUGUUCCAGAAGUAUUCUCUCCUGACGUUUCGCCCACAUCUAUGGCAGGCAUCCUCAGAGGUUGUGAAGUAUGGAUAAACUAAGUAAGGAAAGGAAAGAAUAUAUAUCUGUGUAGAGUCCAGGGUGUGGCAAGAGUCCUUUGUCACAUUCAACCAGAGAAAUCAGCCAUAGUAGAGCAUUUGAUGAACCAGCCUGGACACAGGAUAUUAUUUGAAAACACAGAAAUGCUGGACCAUUCCAACAACUACCCUUUUCCCCCUAAAAUAAGACAUCCCCAGAAAAUAAGACCUAGUAGAGGUUUUGCUGAAUUGCUAAAUAUAAGGCCUCCCCCAAAAGUAAGACCUAGUAAAGUUUUUGUUUGGAAGCAUGCAGAAUCGGUAAAUGUACAUACCAUAGAUUGUUUUACAUGGAAAUAAAGGUAGUAACAAGAAAUAUUAAUAAUAAUAUAACUUUAUUCUUGUAUCCCACCUCCAUCUCCCAGAAGGGCAGCUUACACAGGGACAAGCCCAACAAUAACAUAAAUUUACAUAUGAACAGAAAUUUAGAACAGUAAUUUAAAAACAGCAUAGCAAUAAAAUAUAAUAUAGACAUUCUUGAAAGGAUUCACAGUUUGGUUAUGCUGGUUUGUGAUGACAACUAUUGUACAGUAGAUAAUAAAUGUUCAUUUUUUAAAAGAUUCAACCAAAAAUGUGAAUUCUUCUUUGUGGAAAAAUAAGACAUCCCCUGAAAAUAAGACCUAGAACAUCUUUGGGAGCAAAAAUUAAUAUAAGACACUGUCUUAUUUUCGGGGAAACAGGGUAUCAUGUCAGACUACACAGAGAAGCCAUUGAAAUCCACAAGCAUGUGGACAACUUCAACAGAAAGGAGGAAACCAUGAAAAUGAACAAAAUCUGGCUAGCAGUAUUACAAAACUCUUAAAUCAAAACAAUAGAUGGGAACCAACACUCUGAGGGCAGAGGACAGCUAAUGACUGAACAAAGGAUGCCCCCAGGCAAGAGACAAAAACCUUUCCAAUGCUAAUUAGGGUGAUUAACUGAAACAUUAAUGCUGGCUUCCCAGUGACAAAGGACUCUUGCCACACCCUGGACUCUACACAGAUAUAUAUUCUUUCCUUUCCUUACUUAGUUUAUCCAUACCUCACAACCUCUGAGGAUGCCUGCCAUAGAUGUGGGUGAAACGUCAGGAGAGAAUACUUCUGGAACAUGGCCACACAGCCCGAAAGACAUACAACAACCCACAUUGGAGAAUGUUUGGGUAUGUGAUAGGGAGGUGUUUGGGUACAUGAUAGGGAAGUAUAUUCACGCACAUGGAAAGCUUGCUUGAAUACAAAGGCGAUUGCGUUCCCACUAAAUCAGUGAUUCUCAAGGUGUUUUGUCCUACAACUCCCAGAAAUCCCAGGCAGUUUACCAGCUGUUAGGAUUUCUGGGAGUUGAAAGCCCAAACGUCUGGGGACCCACGGGCUGAGAACCACUGCUCUAAAUCCUGACCCAUGGAAACAAGCCGGGAAGAGUUCCUUUUGAUUUCCCCAUAACUUCCAUGUCCUAGGCUUUGGAGAACCUCUGAAAAGGCUUAUUACCCUUCUUGGAGAACCAUUUAAUGCAAAAGCAAUAGGAUGUUUUAACCACAAAAGCCUUUAAAUAGUAAUUUGCUGCAAGAUCAGGGGCAGCAGCGCCUUGACUUUUUAAGCUGUCUUCGUUUCCAUGAACGCGGCUCUAGGAAAUCCUAUUCCAGGGUUAUAAGCAGAAGAAGAAAUUACUCGUUGGGAGUAUUUUUUUAUAUUCUGUGUUGAUGCCGUCGAAUCUAGAUGUAGAACACAAUCCAAACACUGCUUCAGGUAUAUUAGAUGGCAGUUUACUUCCAUCCUUUCUAUGCUUUAAUUCAGGCAUGAGCAAACUGUGGCCCUCCAAGGGUUUUGGACUACAACUCCCACCAUUCCUAACAGCCUCAGGCCCCUUCCUUUUCCCCCUCAGCCGCUUAAGCGGCUGAGGGGGAAAAGGAAAGGGCCUGAGGCUGUUAGGAAUGGUGGGAGUUGUAGUCCAAAACCAUUUGCCCAUGCCUGCUUUAACUAGUGUUGUCAUCAAGAGAUGAAGCAAAAUCCUUAUUCCCUUGGAGACUUUUCUGGGUCUCUUUUGGGGAAUGACUUUGGAUUUUGUAGAAACGAACCCAAAGUCUGCAUUACUCAGAAAAAAAGUAAUAUUAUACUGCAGGGGUCCCCAAAUUAAGGCCCAGGGGCCGGAUGCGGCCCUCCAAGGUCAUUUACCUGGCCCCUGUCCUAAACCUCAGUCUACCUGGUCUUUUGGGGUCUCUUUGCUUACUUAUGGCCUUAUGAGAUCGUCUAGAUGGUCUUUGAAGAUCUCUUUGCUUAGCUACGCCCUUAUGAGACCAUCUAGAUGGCUUUUGGAGAUCACUUUCCUUACCUAUGGUCAUAUGAGACCAUCUAGAUGACUUUUGAGGGUCCCUUUCCUUACCUAUGGUUUUAUUAGAUUGUCUAGAUGGCCUUUGAGGGUCCCUUUCCUUACCUAUGGUCUUAUGAAACCAUCUGGAUAGUCUUUGAGGGCCCCUUUCCUUAUCUAUGGUCUUCUGGUGACCCUGAUGAGAUCAUCUAGAUGGCCUUUGAGGGCCCCUUUUCUUACCUAUGGUCUUAUGAAACUAUCUAAAUUGGCUUUGAGGGUCCCUUUUCUUACCUAUGAUUUUAUGUGAUUGUCUAGAUGGCCUUUGGGGACUCCUUUCCUUACCUAUGGUCUUAUGAAACCAUCUAAAUGGGCUUUGAGGGUCCCUUUCCUUAUCUAUGGUCUUCUGAUGGCCUGAUGAGAUCAUCUACAUGGCCUUUGAGGGUCCCUUUCCUUACCUAUGGUUUUAUGUGAUUGUCUAGAUGGUCUUUGGCGACUCCUUUCCUUACCUAUGGUCUUAUGAAACCAUUUGUAUGGUCUUUGAGGGUCUCUUUUCUUAUCUAUGGUCUUCUGAUGGCCUGAUGGGAUCAUCUAGAUGGCCUUUGAGGGUCCCUUUCCUUACCUAUGAUUUUAUGUGAUUGUCUAAUGACCUUUGAGGGUCCCUUUCCUUACCUAUGGUCUUAUCAAACCAUCAGGAUGGUCUUUGAGGGUCCCUUUUCUUAUCUAUGGUCUUCUGAUGGCCUGAUGAGAUCAUCUAGAUGGCCUUUGAGGGUCCCUUUCCUUACCUAUGGUUUUAUGUGAUUGUCUAGAUGGCCUUUGGGGACUCCUUUCCUUACCUAUGGUCUUAUGAAACCAUUUGUAUGGUCUUUGAGGGUCUCUUUUCUUAUCUAUGGUCUUCUGAUGGCCUGAUGAGAUCAUCUAGAUGGUCUUUGAGGGUCCCUUUCCUUACCUAUGGUCUUAUGAAACCAUCUAAAUGGUCUUUGGAGGUCUCUUUGCUUACCUAUGGUCUUAUGAAACCAUCUGGAUGGUCUUUGAGGGUCUCUUUUCUUAUCUAUGGUCUUCUGAUGGCCUGAUGAGAUCAUCUAGAUGGCCUUUAAGGUCCCUUUCCUUACCGAUGAUCUAAUGAGACCAUCUAGAUGGUCUUUGGAGGUCUCUUUGCUUACCUAUGCUCUUAUGAGAUCGUCCAGAUCAGGGGUCACCAAACUAAGGCCCGUGGGCCGGAUGCGGCCCUCCAAGGUCACUUACCUGACCUCUGUCCUAAACUUUAGACUUAGGGUUGACCUAAGUCUGAAAUGACUUGAAGGCACACAAAAACAAUCCUAAUUUUGGACUAUUUCAUCAUAGUCCGGCCCCCCAAAAGUCUGUGGGACUAUGAAUCGGCCUUCCACUUAAAAAGUUUGAGGACCCCUGUUAUACUGGGUCAUUUUGCAUUUAAGGCUUUCCUUCGUGCUCCCUAACCUCCCUACAAAUUCUGGGAAUUUAGGGAAUAUGAAAUCCUGGUUCCACUUUACUCUUUUUUUUAGUUUAGUAAAGAAAUUGGAUUUUUGUCUUGAGUACCUAUGCCAUUUUAAGUGAACGCAUGACGUAGAAUGCCUACAUAGGGCUUUUGACACAAUGGAAAAAAUCCUUCUAAAAUAAGGCACAGAUGUUGGAAGAUGGAAAGUAAUGGGUUGCUAUGAGUUUUCUGGGCUGUCUGGCCAUGUUCCAGAAGCAUUCUCUCCUGACAUUUCGCCCACAUCUAUGGCAGGCAUCCUCAGAGGUUGUGAGGUCUAUAGGAAACGAGGCAAGGUUUAUAUAUCUGUGGAAUAAUGUCUAUGGUGGUAGAAAGAACUCUUACUUGUCCAUUGAGAUUAAUAAUUUGAGCUACCUGUACUGAAGUUUUAUUUUUUGUGUCAGGAGCGACUUGAGAAACUGCAAGUCACUUCUGGGGUGAGAGAAUUGGCUGUCUGCAAGGAUGUUGCCCGGAUGUUUUGAUGUUUUUACCAUCCUUGUGGGAGGCUUCUCUCAUUUCCCCGCAUGGAGCUAGAGCUGAUAGAGGGAGCUCAUCCGCGCUUUCGUUGGGUUGGAUUCGAACCGGCAACCUUCAGGUCAGCAACCCAAUCUUCAAGUCAUCAGUCUUGCCAGCACAAGGGUUUAACCCACUGAAUGCAUCAAAGCAGUUUUUAUAUGCCCAUUGUCUUAAUGUUACCACUGAAAUGGUUGGAAACAAGAGGUUGCAGUAUGAGAUCACAGUAAGAGUUAAUAAAUAGUGCAUUCAGGAAUCCACAAAUGGUUCAUUCUUAAAUCUAUUCGGACUUCUAUCCGUUCCACCCCACACUGGAAGUUGGCUUAUCUAUUUUUUAAAAAAACCCACAAUGCAUGAUUUAUUUGUAUUUUUUCGCACUUUAGAUUAUUUGUGCCAUUUCUACACACAGAAGAGACAUAUAUAUAGUAUGUAUUUAUAAUUUAAUUUUUGCCAUGUACUGGAAUAAACAGUGAGCAUAUCUGGUAUAUGUCAUUAUUUAUUAAACUGCAUAUUUUUUUUCUUUAGAAAAAAAAGCGCAAAACUCCAUUUGUUCAGAUAAUGAUUGUUUGGAGGAAAAAAAAACCUACUGCAGCAAUGAGAAAAGAUGCAAGUUAUUUUCUCUGCUUAUUUUUAUAAUGAAAUGAUGCAUAACGUUAUAAAGCAUAUGGUUGAUUCCUUCUAAGAGUUAAAUUAAAAGAAAAUGGCCCAUGCAAA
Anolis carolinensis (green anole) is the source of this 11029-nucleotide messenger RNA. RefSeq names its product stanniocalcin 1 (gene stc1). Gene Ontology annotation, biological process: intracellular calcium ion homeostasis. Bases 157 to 915 code for a protein of 252 amino acids. The record is from RefSeq and is a predicted model, not a curated record. The transcript has 4 exons. Gene Ontology annotation, molecular function: hormone activity. Gene Ontology annotation, cellular component: extracellular region. NCBI's taxonomy places the organism in Eukaryota, Metazoa, Chordata, Lepidosauria, Squamata, Anolidae.